Aspergillus alliaceus is the source of this 1885-nucleotide messenger RNA. RefSeq lists its product as uncharacterized. The record is from RefSeq and is a predicted model, not a curated record. Gene Ontology annotation, biological process: regulation of DNA-templated transcription. The coding region runs from base 148 to 1779 and encodes 543 amino acids. The transcript is spliced from 6 exons. Gene Ontology annotation, molecular function: DNA-binding transcription factor activity, RNA polymerase II-specific; zinc ion binding. NCBI's taxonomy places the organism in Eukaryota, Fungi, Ascomycota, Eurotiomycetes, Eurotiales, Aspergillaceae.
UGUGGAUCCUCCAUUUCUUUGACCCCAAGGAACUUCGGCUGGACAAGCAGCGUGAACCUGUCACUUUUUAAACAUGCCAGGAAUAUUACAUCAUUGACAUACAUGCUCUCUAUUGUUUAAGCCUGGAGAUCCACUUAGAUCAUUAAAAUGAUGAACUUACGAGCUUCCAAGGCCUGUGACCACUGCCGUGUAUCCAAAAAGCGAUGUCGCCCACCAUUGCCGUGUCAGAACUGUGUAGCCGCUGGGGUGCGAUGUAUAGUUCGGGAGAAGGCAAGACCGUCACGGAGACGUAAGCCGCGGGCUACGGACGAGGUGUGGCCCGACAGCUACACAGAGACCCGAGCUACUUUCGUUGGUGAAAAGGAAUUGGUCUUUAAUUAUAUCUACUCAACAUAUGAUGUCGUCCUGAAAUGCACCCUUGCAGAGCCAACUGUUGCCCUAGACGAUGGCCAACGUAGCGUGUGCUUCAAUUCUCCAGAGUCUGUUUAUAUUGACGCUUCGACCAUACGCCAACUCCUUUCGGUAUCGGCAGCGGACUUCAUCGCACGACUGUCUCCCGUAAAAGUAUCUCACAUAGAAACACUCGCAAACGAUAUACUAUCGCAAGUCCCCUGCCAUAAGAGUUACAUAUCUGUCCAGGACCUUGUCGCACUGGAUAUAGCCCUCGAUCGGCUUGGUCUUCUUCUCGCUGCAUUAGCGCUUUGUUGCCUCUAUCCUAAACCGAUUGAUAACAAUGCUUCUUCAUAUUUCUCGGGUUCUCACUAUCUUCUCAAAAAUUAUGCCGUGAGGCCUUCCCUUGACCUUUGCACAGCAUUCUAUUUGCAGCAUCUUUAUCUACUAAAAACAGGGCCUGAUAAUCGGGACACGACAGCCCUUACUAUGGCCAUUCGCACAGCUCACGACCUGAAAAUUAAUGUGACGGAGUCUGCUGAUCGUGAUACGCUACCCGCUAAAUUAUAUCUGUUUUUGUAUUUCCACGAUCAAUGCUGUGCCAUGAGCAACAACACCCCCCCGCUUAUCAAAACAAGCGAUUAUAAGGCCAACGUCUUCGACCACGUUCUGGAAGAAGAAACAGAUCUUCGCCCCAUAUUCGACAUCCUAGUAGCUAACGGCCAAGUCCUCGAAGCAUUAUACGGAAAGAUUUGCGACUACAGCAACAUAUACCACCUCGAGGAACUCCUCGGAUGCGUUUCUAAAUCAGCACGAAAACCAAUGCAACCGUUCUUAGGCCUAGAUGGAUUCAAUAUGAACUACGAAGCACCAGUCCAGAUUCACAUGUUCUGGGCCCGAAUAACCCUCCGUGUCCACCGUCUCACCCUAACGCAAGACUGGAUCCCCUCGAUGAGUAUCUGCGUCCGCUCCUCCCAAAUGAUCCUCCUCCUCUACUUCCAGACGUACAACCCCACAAUACACCCCGGGUCCCAGGACCCCCACACUAUACAACACAAACUAUCCGCAGGCCUCCCUAUCCUCUCCAUGGAGGGCCGGAUGCCCCUUACCUGGCGCCAGGUCAAACGCAUCAUGGCCUCUGCCUUCAUCCUCAUCUAUGCGUACUGGCAUGGCGAGGUUACCUUCGAAGAAGUCUGCCGCAGCACCGCGAUGGCCUUGGUAUUGCACGAGUGUCAGCGGGUCAGAUGGGGGAAGGAAUUAGAUGGGGCUAUGACUGUUUUACGGAAAAUUGCGGGGAUUUGUGGGAUGACUAUCUUGCCGAAUUUGUCGAGCUUGUUGCCCGAUGUUGAUUUGGCCGUUCUUGAGGCUAUCUCUGGGCCAUCUUUUUAGGAGAGGAUCGAGGUAAUUUGGCUGGUAUGGAAGGCCUUUAGGUGCUAGAAGAUGCCUGGUAGUAGUACGCAAUUAUGGUAGAUGAAUAUCCAGAAAUGUUUGUCAA